Messenger RNA from Mesoplodon densirostris (Blainville's beaked whale), 3125 nucleotides. RefSeq names its product myosin regulatory light chain 12B. Bases 111 to 626 code for a protein of 171 amino acids. The transcript has 4 exons. NCBI's taxonomy places the organism in Eukaryota, Metazoa, Chordata, Mammalia, Artiodactyla, Ziphiidae. The record is from RefSeq and is a predicted model, not a curated record. Gene Ontology annotation, molecular function: calcium ion binding. Gene Ontology annotation, cellular component: cytoplasm; stress fiber; myofibril.
CUUCUCUAUCGCUGCAGACCUGCCGCAGCCCCGCGUUCUUCGCCUCGUUCGUCUCGAGCAGGCAGUCCUUUUUCUGGUGCUGGUGUCCGGCCGCGGAUUAAACGGCCACCAUGUCUAGCAAAAAGGCAAAGACCAAGACCAAGAAGCGCCCCCAGCGCGCAACCUCCAACGUGUUCGCCAUGUUUGACCAGUCACAGAUUCAGGAGUUUAAGGAGGCCUUCAACAUGAUCGAUCAGAAUAGAGAUGGUUUCAUCGACAAGGAAGACUUACAUGAUAUGCUUGCUUCGCUAGGGAAGAAUCCAACCGACGCGUACCUCGAAGCCAUGAUGAAUGAGGCUCCAGGGCCCAUAAACUUCACCAUGUUCCUUACCAUGUUUGGGGAGAAGCUGAAUGGCACAGACCCAGAAGAUGUCAUCAGAAACGCUUUUGCUUGCUUUGAUGAAGAAGCAACUGGCACCAUUCAGGAGGAUUACCUGCGAGAGCUGCUGACCACGAUGGGAGAUCGGUUUACGGAUGAGGAAGUGGACGAGCUGUACAGAGAAGCACCUAUUGACAAAAAGGGGAAUUUCAAUUACAUUGAGUUCACGCGCAUCCUUAAACAUGGAGCGAAAGACAAAGAUGACUGAAAAGAACUUGAGCUAAAACUUUCCAAUUACUUUGUCUUACUCUGUUUUAUUUCCCAUUCACUUCCCCACUCAUAGACCUGUUGCAUGCAACUUAGUUUCACAGCUUUGCCUCUUUUUCGGUGUAUUUAUUCUAGACCUUUCUGCCACUUAGCACUUGUAUAAUCAGACUGCAAAUGGAGAUGAGGUGGUAAAUUGUAUUGAGAAAAAGGAUUGGGAAUAAAAAUCGACAAAUGUGAAAGCCCAGGAAAAUAUAUCCGGUAUUUCUGGUUUUGCUGGAUUUUUACAUUUUUAUAUAAUAAAAAUGCUAUUUUGAAAUAAAGAUUAUGCUGACUCAAAUGUAAUAUAAUGGAAAGUUAAAUAACUGGUAGUUGGUGGUAGUCCUUUUUUUAGAUUUUCAAGUUCGUAUAAUUCAGAUUCCAUAGUAAAACUGAUUGUUCACAUGUAUGGGACAGUGUUCUUCAGUAUAAGUUAACAUCAUUAUACAGUAAAAACUAGUUGUACCUUAGUUUCUUUCAUGCUUAUGGUAAGUCAGAUGUUUAAAUUAUUGAAUGUUAAAUAUAGAAUGUAUCUGAGAAAACACUGAAUGUUUUACUGAUUUGAGUCUAGGAACAUGAGGCAAAAUUCUGAAGAAAAGAAUAGUUAUUAUUGAAUAUUUACAGUGUGUAAAGCAUUACAUGUAGACGAUUUUCAUUGACUCUUCCCAGCACCCCUGUGGGAUAGAAUUUUAUUAGCCCUGUAUUUCAAGGGGAAGAACUGAGCACCGGGGAGUCAAGUGAUUGAUCUGAGUCUCUGUCAGAGCUGGGACUCCAGGCCAGGGCGUCCCACUCCAGAGUGUGGAUUCUGGGACCCCUGUGCUGUCUCUGAAAAGCCCCAAAUGCCUAAAAGGUCAAGAUAUUUCCAUUACAUUCUAACAUAGUUUUGUAGUCAUUAUUGAAAUUUAAAAUAACUUGGGGACAUUGAUUGUUGGAAUAGAAUUUCAGAAAAUUCUAUCCAGGUGAAAAGUAGAGGACCAAAGAUUAUAAGCAAUAUAAUCUUCCAACUGCCUUCAGUUGGAAGGUGGUUCACAUAGUGUAGAGUGUAGACUGGAUGGAAGGUCUGAAAACCAUACAGACAAGGCUGCUAUGAGCUCGCUUAACAUCCUCAAGGCCAAGCAAUAUGAGAAGUAGGAGAGAAAAACCUAAAAAAAGAAAAUCCAUUUAAAAAAUUUCCCAACGUUGUUCAACACCUAUUCCCUCUUAAAUGUAUUGAUGUUUUAUCUCCUUAAAAUCGAUGCAUUUACACGUUGUUUAACAUUUGUGCUUCCGAGCUUGCUGUUGUAGGCAAAUCCUUGCUAUCAAUUAAUUUUUCUAGGUUUUUCAUCAUCUUUAAGAAGAGCAGUUCCACUCUCGUGGUCUAGUUCACGAGAAGUGCUUUGCAGUUCAUAAGAGUUUUCGCACUUAUGACCUAAUCCUCACCGCCCAUUAGGUAAGUAGGGCAAGUAAUAUCCCUGCUUUUCAUAUGAGAGCUAAAGUUUAGAACAGCCAAAGCACCUGUCCGAGGUCCCACAAGAAUAAGAAUCCACAUCUGGCUCCCUUUUCUACUUCCAAGAGUUAAGUCACAUGCAGUGUCAAAACCAGAAUCACCGUGUGUAGAAGGAGAAGGGGAAGCAUACUGGGAUCAUCUUAACUGUCAUUAACAAAUACUUAAUCAGUCACCUGUUAUGUGCCAGGCACUGUUCUCUGUUGGGGAUAACUGGGGGGGUAGGACAAACAAGGACGCCACCCUCCUGGGGCUCAGCUCCUUAGUGGGAGAUCAGGAAGGCACCUCUAAGUAUCGUGGGACACAGAACUGAGCAAGUGCAGAGAGGGCCUCUGAGGUGAGAUCUGAAUCACGAGAAGAGGGUCCCCGUGUGGAGGUCAGGGAGGAUGUUCCACUCACAGGGGACAGUCCUUCCAAGGCAGGCACUGGCAGAAGCACUGGGAGAGCUCAAGGGAAGGACAUAAGGAUGGUGUUUGCUGCGUGGUCUACGUGCAGAAUCAUAGGGCUUUGGGCAGGGAAGAAAUGUGAAUUAUGUUUUAAAAACUCAACCUUGCUGCUGAGUAUAGAAUGGAGGGCAAGAGUAGCAGCAAGAAGACUUCCAGUUAGGAGGCUGCCACUAUGGUCCAGGCAAGUCAAGAGGUUGGCUUGGUCUCCAGAUGGUCACGCAGGUGGCUCUGCUGCCUGACCUAUUUACUCUGCUUCAGCCUUUUCUUGUCACCAGCUCUCUGGCAUCAUUUUAACUGCAUUUAUUCUUUUGCUCUGCUUAAAGGCAGAUUCGAGAAGAUUGGGAAGUUGAAAAAGUUUUCAAGAUUAAAAACCAGAAAAACUGUCUCUUGAAUGCCUUAUGUUGACCUGACGUAACCCAUUCUGUUUCAUCCAUAGUAUCUAUAAAGAGUAGUGGAAUCCAGCACACACUGUAAGGCACCUCAGCUAGGACCUUGUUCCUCUCUGGUUCAAUAAAUAUUAUGAUGAUGAAAACUC